Molecule: messenger RNA, 1281 nt
Organism: Pistacia vera
Lineage: Eukaryota; Viridiplantae; Streptophyta; Magnoliopsida; Sapindales; Anacardiaceae
Product: large ribosomal RNA subunit accumulation protein YCED homolog 1, chloroplastic-like
Exons: 3
Coding region: 156-1130 (324 amino acids)
Source: RefSeq, a predicted model, not a curated record
UGUGCAGUCUUCGGCUUCUAUUAUCUGCAUUCCUUUACUCUCGCCUUCUACAAGACAUGCCGCAACUGAAAACUUUAUUGGAAGAUUUUGUUGCUAGAUUUCUAUAAUUGUUUCUUAUCUACGACUCUCUCAAAAUUAAUCGCUUAUUCCUUUGCAUGAUUACCAAAAUGUUGCUUAUAUCCUCCUCUUCUACUGCUGCUUCUUUGUUGCAUAUUAACCAAUUCAAGCUUUGUUAUCCGAUACCUCAAACACAUUCUUCCUCACACCUAAGAAAUUUUGUUCCAUUUGGUUGUAGUACUAAAACCAUUUAUAUAAGUUUCUGUAACAAACCGCUUAAUAUUUCGAACUCUGUUGCGAGAGCUUCGACAUACUCAAAACACCAGUCGUUCACCGAAGGUGACACGAAAUCUUUCGAGUGGGAAGAUCACGAUGACAUUGAAGAUACGGGAUCGCCAUGGGAAGGGGCUAUUAUUUAUAAAAGAAACCCUUCUAUUACUCAUGUGGAAUAUUGCACAACCUUAGAGAGGCUUGGCUUAGGAAGGCUUUCUACUGAAACCUCAAAGUCUAAGGCUUCAGCAAUGGGGUUACGCGUCACAAAAUCUGUCAAAGAUUAUCCUCAUGGGACGCCUGUUCAGAUCUCGAUUGAUAUCACAAGGAAGAAGCAAAAGUUGAGGCUUGAUGGAAUCAUAAAAACUGUCAUCACCCUUGGCUGCAAUAGGUGUGGUGAACCAGCUGCUGAAAGUGUAUUCUCUAACUUCUCUGUCUUACUGACCGAACAACCUAUUGAGGAACCGGAUAUUAUUGACAUUGGAACAAUGUUUGGGACGGACAAACAUAAGUCAUCUACUGGAAACAUUGAGGAAGAUGAAGAUGAUGAUGAUUCAAUUGAUUGGGAUGAUCGGCUGUAUUUUCCUCUGGAAGAAAAAGAAAUUGAUAUUUCAAAGAAUAUAAGGGACACAGUGCAUUUGGAAAUUACUAUAAAUGCGAUUUGUGAUCCAAAGUGCAAGGGGAUAUGCCUCAAAUGUGGUACAAAUUUGAACACUAGUAUAUGUAAUUGUAGCAAAGAGCAAGUUCAAGAGCAAACUUAUGGUCCUCUUGGAAACUUAAGAAAACAAAUGGAACGAAAGUGAGGUUGUUGGAGUGUAAAAUAAGUCAUAAAUGCUUUCAAAUACAUUUGUGGUUCUGUAUUUUACCUGUUUUCUUUUAAAUUUUUUAUUAACAUAUUAUUGUAAUAGAUAUAAUAUGUUGAAGCUAGAUAACAUAUUAUAGAACAAUUAACGG